Suillus bovinus is the source of this 1206-nucleotide messenger RNA. RefSeq lists its product as uncharacterized. Bases 1 to 1206 code for a protein of 401 amino acids. The transcript has 5 exons. The record is from RefSeq and is a predicted model, not a curated record. Lineage: Eukaryota; Fungi; Basidiomycota; Agaricomycetes; Boletales; Suillaceae.
AUGUCUUCCAACAUUAGUCCUGCUGCUGCUGCCACUGCCAACCAGGCACUCAUUGCCCUUCUUGGCAGGUUGAAUCAGAUGGUCGAAGAGGUUCUCCGGUCCUGGUCAGAAGAUAAGAGGAUGAGGUUGAACAGAGUCAUUGCAUCUCAAAUGAAUGAUGCCAUUCACUCCUACCAGAUGGCGGCUACCUACAUCCCCCUUCGGCUGCUCUCUAUGGCAGCUGAGAUUCAUAGAGCUCAGAGGGGACAUCCAUUAUACCCCAGGACAUUGGGUCCUCCUCCCACUCAUACAACCCCUACCUCCACACCAACACUCCCAUCUGGCCCUCCACUGGCCCCGGCUCCUGUACCGGCACCUGCUCCUCCACCCACUCCUGCUCCUGUACCUGCUCCUGCUCCUGUACCUGCUCCUGCUCCUCCACCGGUACCUGCUCCUUCACCUGCUCCUGCUCCUGUACCUGCUCCUGCUCCUCCACCGGCACCUGCUCCUGUACCGGCACCUGCUCCACCGGCAUCUGCUCCAUCUGCUCCGGCACUACCAGCUCCCAGCACAAUCCACAUUCCUGCCAAUACAACAUCUGGUGCCAUUGCAGGCCCAUCAAAACCACGUGGGCGGCAAUUCAGUGUGAGUCCCCCAUGUCAGGUCAAGAGGGCCCGGAAGGCUAUCCCCAAGUCGAAGCCACUGUUGACAGACACGGACACUGAUGGCGACACAGUUCGCAUUGGGAAAGAUAAGCCCAAGGCGAAGGGAAAAGGAAAGGGAAAGGCGAAGGCUAAGGCAAGGGCAACGCCAAUGCCACCCCCUCCAGAUCAGAAGAAGAAGGCUGCUGACUCGGAGGAAUAUGAACUGGAGGAGGAGGAGGAGGAGGAUGAAGACGCAAUUGAGCCUGAGACACAGGUCAAACCGGGCGAGGGACGAUUACCAUCCAAGUCCGGUACAGAUCAUACCAGAACAGCCAAGGACAAGGCAAAGACCAGGGGCAGGCUGUUACAAGAUCAUCUAGAUGCUUGGGCCCCUACCAUUUUUCUCCUCAUCCUUCUGGUAUCAGCCCUCGCAUCAUACCCUUACCCUGACCUCACCCUUGUUAUCCUUGUUAUCCUCGCAUUCCCUUUCGCCCUCUACCUGUCGCUUCAGCAGAGCCAGUACAUCUGGCCGGAUCCUUUCGCUGAUGAAGCAUAUCCAUGCUCCGUUCCACCACCUGACUGA